GCAACCGGAAGUGGUACCGCGGGACGCCCGCGGGAGUGGCAGAGACGUGUCUUUCUGUGAGGCGCUGGGAGCCCUUCCCCAGGGUUCUGGGCUAGCGGGGGGCCGCUUGGUGCUCCCUUAGAUUCUCCGUACGGGCCCGCAACCCUGUCAGUGUGGGGCGGCGGCGGCGGCGACGGCCGGGGCAGGGAGCGUUGGCGGCCGGAGUCCCAGCCAUGGCCGAGUCUGUGGAGCGGCUGCGGCGGCGGGUUGAGGAGCUGGAGCGGGAACUGGCCCAAGAAAGAAGUCGGCGGGCCCUGGGGGGCGGCGACGGAGGAGGCGGCCGCGCCCGCAUCGAGAAGAUGAGCCCGGAGGUGGUGGACUCCAACCCCUACAGCCGCCUGAUGGCAUUGAAACGAAUGGGAAUUGUAAGCGACUAUGAGAAAAUCCGUACCUUUGCUGUAGCAAUAGUAGGUGUUGGUGGAGUUGGUAGUGUGACUGCUGAAAUGCUGACAAGAUGUGGCAUUGGUAAGUUACUACUCUUUGACUAUGACAAGGUGGAACUGGCCAAUAUGAAUAGACUUUUCUUCCAACCUCAUCAAGCAGGAUUAAGUAAAGUUCAAGCAGCAGAACAUACUUUGAGGAACAUUAAUCCUGAUGUUCUUUUUGAAGUACACAACUAUAAUAUAACCACAGUAGAAAACUUUCAACAUUUCAUGGAUAGAAUAAGUAAUGGUGGAUUAGAAGAUGGAAAACCUGUUGACCUAGUUCUUAGCUGUGUGGAUAAUUUUGAAGCUCGAAUGACAAUAAAUACAGCUUGUAAUGAACUUGGACAAACAUGGAUGGAGUCUGGGGUCAGUGAAAAUGCAGUUUCGGGGCACAUACAGCUUAUAAUUCCUGGAGAAUCUGCUUGUUUUGCGUGUGCCCCGCCACUUGUAGUUGCUGCAAAUAUUGAUGAAAAGACUCUGAAACGAGAGGGUGUUUGUGCAGCCAGUCUUCCCACCACUAUGGGCGUGGUUGCUGGGAUCUUGGUACAAAAUGUGUUAAAGUUUCUGUUAAAAUUUGGUACUGUUAGUUUUUACCUCGGAUACAAUGCAAUGCAGGAUUUUUUUCCUACUAUGUCCAUGAAGCCAAAUCCUCAGUGCGACGACAGAAAUUGCAGGAAACAGCAGGAAGAAUAUAAGAAAAAGGUAGCAGCACUGCCCAAAAAGGAGGUUGUUCAAGAAGAGGAAGAGAUACUACAUGAAGACAAUGAGUGGGGUAUUGAGUUGGUUUCUGAAGUUUCAGAAGAGGAACUGAAAAAUUCUUCAGGUCCAGUUCCUGACUUACCUGAAGGAAUAACAGUGGCCUAUACAGUUCCCCAAAAGCAAGCAGAUUCUGUUCCCGAUGUAACAGUGGAAGAUUCUGGUGAAAGCUUGGAAGAUCUCAUGGCCAAGAUGAAGAAUAUGUAGAUAAUGGACUGGACUAUAUUUUAUUUUCUGUGUUUAAACCUAUUCCUUUGCAAUUAAAAAAAGUCAUUUUAAAACUGACAAAACUUAGGGACCAUCAAUUGAUGUGUAUUCUUUGCUAAAUUGUUAUACUUUCUAAAAAUACUAUUACUGUUGCUUGUUGUUACCUCACAGCCUCAACUAAAUCAAUAACUCUCCUAAAACUCAUGUUUCAUUCUAGUAAGAAAAUUUCAAAGGAUUAUUUUAGGCAGUUAUAAGUUUUAUUGAAAACUUAGCCAUUGAGAUGUUUUGGCCUUUUGUGAGGGAUGGAAGAAAGGACCAAUUUGAUGUUGAUGCCUACACAUUCCUUUUCUUUCCAGUAAUCCUUUGUGGUUUGGGCCAUGGGCAAUAAAGCAGUAUGUGGUCCUGAAAUAUAGGGAAAGAGCAAGAGGUACAACCUAUUGAUUUGAGCUGGCAGGCCAUGUACUCAUUGUUUUGGAAUUGUUCUCUAUAAGAGACUGCCCACUACUACUAACUUGGCCAGCAAUGAAUUUAAAAUAGUUAACCUAUAAAAUAAUAUCGUUCUCUCAAAUGUUUCCUGAUUACAAAUUGAAAUGUAGUCAAUGGAAAAGUUGUAAACUUGUGGAUUAUAUAUUCAAAAUCAGGCAACUAAAAGGAAGUUUUUUUCAUGGGUAGACAGAUAAAGGUACUUUGAAGAAGUACAAAUUAUAUUUCUGCACUGACCAAGGAAAAGAAAUUAUUGCAUCUGUGGACACAUACCUGGAAUCACUGUACUUUAUUGAGGAGUAAUGGAUAAAUUUAGACUAAGAUCAUCUAGAUUAUACCCAUGAUAUGGGUUACCUUAUAAAUACUUUAUUUCACUUAAAUUUGGUAGUUUUUAGGUAAUUAAAUAUUGGAAAGGGUUUGUCCUGGAUAGGGCAUUAAAGAGGCCUAAAGUGCCUCUGAAAUGACUGUUAUAUUUAUUUACUGGAAGAGGAUCAUUUUCCCAGAUCAUGACCUCUAAAUCAUAAAUUGAUACAACUGUUUUUUUCCUAGAGUUGUAUACAAAUAGUGAAGGCUCAGAGAGCCUUGGUUGAAGUAAAAUUCCAACUGUUUGGAGACCAAUAAAAAAACAUGCAUGUGUAACCAUUAUUUGAGUGAGUGCCCAUAUAACUCAUGUUCCCAAUGUCAUGAGGAGGAAGACAGAAGCCGAGGUAAGAUCUGUAGGCAGUUAUUGCUAAUCUCCUAUUUUGAUGAUUUUUUUGCUUUGAAGAUAGGCAUGUCUAAAUUGUAUUUGUAGGCUGACAAUGUUUGUAAAAAUUAAAAAGUGCAUUCCCCGCUUGUAAAAUAAAGUCCUAAAAACUUAUUUCAGAAAGCCCCACAGAUCAAAAAUAUGUUCAAUAUAUUAGUUUUGAGAUUUUAGGACUAUAUUGUGAUUCUUAUGUUUAAAGUAAUGUCAGGAAGGUAGAGGGAUACUUUUUCUAGCCUUGAAACUUAAGUUGCCUUGCUAGGUCAUUUGUUACAUUUAAAAAAUUUAGUGUAUUCCUCUAUAAAAUAACUUUUCUAGUUACUAGAGAUGUUUGAAUUAAAAAAAAAAUCCAGUCUUCCUAAAUCCCAUUCCUUUUUUAAACUCUGGUACACUAAUUUGGUUAGAUUUUACUUAUAAAGUCUUAAUAGUUAGAACUCACCAUUUUUUAAAGACCUUUUUUCUGCUCUUAACUUGGCACUGCACAGUACUGAUGUCUUAUAUCACCAAAUCAUGUCUAAGUUGUUUAACUUUUUGGUAUUCUAUCUUCCAUUAAAAAUUGUUAUUGGAUUGCC
Molecule: messenger RNA, 3224 nt
Organism: Eptesicus fuscus (big brown bat)
Lineage: Eukaryota; Metazoa; Chordata; Mammalia; Chiroptera; Vespertilionidae
Gene: UBA5
Product: ubiquitin like modifier activating enzyme 5
Exons: 12
Coding region: 213-1427 (404 amino acids)
Biological process (GO): protein ufmylation
Cellular component (GO): cytosol; cytoplasm
Molecular function (GO): UFM1 activating enzyme activity
Source: RefSeq, a predicted model, not a curated record